Guyanagaster necrorhizus is the source of this 558-nucleotide messenger RNA. RefSeq lists its product as uncharacterized. Lineage: Eukaryota; Fungi; Basidiomycota; Agaricomycetes; Agaricales; Physalacriaceae. The transcript has 3 exons. The record is from RefSeq and is a predicted model, not a curated record. The coding region runs from base 34 to 372 and encodes 112 amino acids.
GGUAGCUCGACGGAUGCAGCCGCCAAUUCUCACAUGGUUACGUUUGUAACAGAUAUUGAACAAGGCGCCCAACCUUGGGCAAUUUCUCACCUCGCGGUGGUAGAUGGAUUCGAAAGAAAUAUUUCCGCUUACAGGAUAGGAAUUGAUUCCAGCAUAUGGUACCAGCAUUCAGUGACGUCCAAGAGAGCUGGAGAUAUCGGCGAUAAUCCGGAACUGCGUAUCCUUUUCUUCAGACUGCGUCGACUUGCUGAGUCCCCAUUUGUCCCGCUCUUCGUGUUUUCAGGUCACGAGAGGCCGGACCGGAUAGGAAUCAUUGACGCUGUAACACUGAUGAUGUCAACGCACUGGUUUUUGGGGCCAGGACCGUUAUAAAGAAUCAAUGUCUAAACACCAAAAGUGUGACUUGGCGCGAUGGCAUAAUGUCAUGGUCAUAUCAAGGACCUGCGUGUAAUGUCUUGAAUUCCUCACAACGAGCAUCGUCAUCGGGCAACACUGUAUCCGUCAUAAUGCUGCGCUCUGUUCUGCCUCGUUUGAAUAUCCCAAUAAUGCAACUGCAGC